AUGGCCUCCAUCCUCGCAGGCACCCUCCCCUGUCAUGAGGGCGAACGGACGAUGCAUAGAUUGCUUCGUGUCCCGCCAGGAGACAAUCCUACCGUUCCCUUCCUCAGCCCAGGCGCCAGUCUUCUACUACGCAAAUCCCCAUUACUGGCAAUCGGUGCCAUUGAUCGUGAUGGGAGACCGUGGUCCACAGUCUGGGGCGGAGAAGUGGGUUUCGCGAGCCCUACGUCCGCGUCCACCGUCGAGGUCAAGACUCCUGUCGACAGCAAAUAUGACCCUCUGGCGGAGAUCUUGUUACAUGAUGAGGAUCAACUCCAAUCCGAUCAACCACAAGGCUUCGGGUCGCUUCUCUCCGGGCUGGUGAUCGACCUCGAAACCCGACGAAGAGCAAAGCUCUAUGGUCAAAAACUCUCGGGCUCCCUUGCGGAGAACGAUGCUGGCGGAAUCGCUCACUUAGUAGUGCAUAUUGAUGCCAGCCUAGGAAACUGCCCAAAAUAUCUCAACAUCAAGCACAUUCUUCCAGCAAAGCCGGAGCCCAGGCUGAUAUCAGACUCCGCUCAACUCCCAGACGAGGCCGUCGGGUUGAUCAGCCGUGCAGAUUGUCUCUUUGUCUCCUCACGACGAGAUACAGUGGACAUGGACACUAACAUUCGCGGUGGGCCUCCUGGCUUUGUCCGUAUCGUAUCCAAUGAUCCCAGCGGCGCCGUGUUCGUCUACCCAGAAUACUCCGGGAACCGAUUGUACCAGACGCUGGGUAACCUGCAAAUCACCCCAUUAGCUGGGUACGUCUUCCCCGACUUUGAGAACGGAGAUGCACUCUACAUUACUGGGCAGACGGAAGUGCUCAUUGGAAAGGAUGCGGCUGUAAUACUGCCGCGAUCCAAUCUUGCUGUCAAAGUGACCGUCACGGUUGCACGCUACGUGGAGAAGGCUUUGUCGUUUCGCGGCAUCCCAGGAGCACCAUCGCCUUACAAUCCCCCCGUGCGAUACCUGACGACAGAAAAGCCCAACCUCGCCAUUCUGAAAAAUGACAGUUCGGUCACCGCGACCAUGAUCAAAAAGGAGAUACUUACUCCGACCAUUGCACGGUUCCGCUUUCGCAUAUCCGAUCCUGCAGCCAUCGGGACCUGGAUGCCCGGACAAUAUGCGACUUUCUCCUUCCAGGAAGAACUGGACAUGGGAUAUCAACACAUGCAGGAUGACGACCCAUCGAGCCUGAACGAUGACUACGUUAGAACAUUCACCAUCACAUCUCAUCCAGCAAAGGGCCUUUCUGCAGCAGAAUUCGAAAUUACAGUCCGUAGAAAAGGAAACGUGACGAACCAUCUCUUUAGGACCUACGAGGGAGCCGGUCUGGAGGUCCCUCUGAAAGGAUUCGGGGGCGACUUUCGAUUGGAGAUGCAAGGAGAUCAGGCUAUGCUCCCCUUCGUAGCGGCAGGGAUUGGCAUCACACCGCUUAUCGCGCAGCUUUCAGACCUCGAUACUGACCGACUGCGACUUUUUUGGACUAUCUCGGUCCGGGACAUCGGUCUCGUCUGGGACAUAUUCCAGCAAUUCCCGCGCUUGCCCCAGUCUACGACGCUGUUCGUUACGGGGCCCCGCCCUGAGGAACAGGAGACUAUUCAAAAGCUAGAUACGGUCGCCUCAUCCGGGGCCAGAAUCCAACACCUACGUAUGAUAGUGGAAAUCUAUGGAAUUUCCUGCCACCUACGAAAGGAGAGUACAGGAGAGCACAAGAUUCUGCAGCGACGCACGCUGUACGACUCAACGUACAAAAACCCCGCGCCGCCACCGCCAUCACGAACCCUCCCACCUCCAAGCAACGACCGCGCACACAGCAAGAUGUCCACCUACGAAGUCGAACACAACACCACCGACCCCUCAACAGCGCAGACCAACCAACGCCGCCGCCGCCCCGACCUCUCCACCUUCUUCGCCACGCUCUCCGAAAUCAGCCCCGAUGAAGCUCGCUCGCGGCCGCACGCCGUGCCCGUGCCCCGCGACAUCAGCGCCGCCUUCUACACCCUCGCCGAGGCGCUGGACGUGAUGCGCCGCGAGGCCGGGUCGGCCCCCGACAGCACGACGACCGCCGGGAGCGACGAGUCAGACCUGUUGACGCAGAUGAUCCAGACGCUGCUCGCGGAGGCUGAGACGCCGCCGCGGGAGGUUGAGGGCGUCAGCGAGGAGUUCUGCGACGGUAUGUAG
Messenger RNA from Aspergillus terreus NIH2624, 2202 nucleotides. Its product is annotated as putative oxidoreductase, FAD-binding. The transcript is spliced from 5 exons. The record is from RefSeq and is a predicted model, not a curated record. Gene Ontology annotation, molecular function: oxidoreductase activity. NCBI's taxonomy places the organism in Eukaryota, Fungi, Ascomycota, Eurotiomycetes, Eurotiales, Aspergillaceae. The coding region runs from base 1 to 2202 and encodes 733 amino acids.